AAUCUCCGUUCACAGGCACAGGCUUCAGUGUUUCUGACCGAAGAAUAAACAGAUGGCUGGGUCUACACUGUCAUCACUGGUUACUGGGUGGAGUACUGUUAUUAAAUCUCUUGGAGGCAAGCACAAAGAAAGAGAGUGAAAGAGUAAAGGCACGGCCAGAGAGGGAGAGCGGGAUAAAUAUAACACAACAACUUAAGAGAGAGACAGGGAGAGAGACUGGAAAGAGAUAUUUAAAGCCCAGACAGAAGAAAGAGGCAAAGACACAGAAAGAAACAGAAUCAGGAAGAGAGCCCUGAUAUGUCAUGUUAGAGAAGUAGUUGAUGCAACCAGAGAUGAAUGAAGCAGCAGCUCUGCUCCCAGUGGUCAAGGCAGGAGACGGGAGGACACUGUCCAGAGCAGAGUUUCUCUCUUUGCUGAACACCUACAACUGCUUCCUAAAUGACCAGACUCAGCUGCACCUCAGUUACUCUAAGGGGGCUGAUGGAGAGGUGGUAGUGGAAGGCUUCCUGAAUAUCUCCUGGGGAGUGCGGACACCCAUCAGGUUGAAAAUACAGGACGACAAACAGAUGCUUCCCUUUGCUCCUCUGAUCUCACUUGACCCCACCAGUCCAGUCAGCCCACUCGGAAACAAGAGGGGUAUGACGCGAUGGGGAGAAUACGUUGACCUUCACCAGAUAGAUGAGAUGUCUGAGACACCACAGACAACAGUAGACAAUCCAUUACCAGGCUCUGCUGUUUAUGAGACCACCACACUUCGUCCGGUGAGGCAGAAGAACCCAGAGCUGGAGGCGGAGUCCAACCUGUUUCGCUGUAUGAGUGACGCCUCAUUGGUCAAGAGGAGGAGGGGUAGGGGAAAGUCACCGGCACAAAGAGAUAAAGAAAGACAACAUCGCUUUUCUAUCAAUGGACACUUCUAUAACUAUAAGACCUCUAUCUUCACUCCAUCCUUUGGUACUCCAACUAAAGUUCGUAUCUCCAGCAGGAUGACCACAAACCAGGUCAUUGAACAGCUACUAAACAAGUUCAAGAUAGAGAACGACCCCCAGGAGUUUGCUCUAUACUGUGUUCACCAGAGUGGAGAAAAGAGGAAGCUCAGUGACAGAGACCAGCCCCUCUGGGAGCGCAUAUUGCAGGGGCCCUCUGAUGAUAUCAUGAAGAUCUUUCUGAUGGACGUAGACGAAGAGGAAGUCAGCAAUGAUGUAGCCCAGUAUCUGAACUUGGAGCUUCCGAUCCUGGAGCAUGUUCUACUGAAACUCAGAGAGGAGGAGAACAGAGAGAUACAGAGGGUCAUUAACAAGUACCACCAGCAGCAUAGACUCCUGUCCCAUAUGCUGAGCUGUAAGAUACCGCCUCACAUUGAGACCAGUGUCUGACCGCUGCUGCGCUGAAUUACUGACACAAGACCUGCCAUUCAUCACAGCACCAAUUUAAGGAUGGAAGAGAAGCCAUGGAGAAGUCGGUAGAUUUUUUUUCUUUUGGAUGUGUAACACAACGGUGAAUAUUUUGGAAAAGACCACAUGACAUGCUGAUAUCCUUAAAAAAAAACAAAAUACAUGGUACCUUUUCAAAGGUUAAGGUUACAAACAGGGUCACCAAUGUAGUUUUUAUUCACUAUAUGAUUUUUUUAAACUGUAAAAUAAUUACAAGAUAAAACUGUAAUAAGCUGCUGUAAAUAAUUGUA
Messenger RNA from Xiphias gladius (swordfish), 1681 nucleotides. It is a transcript of the gene rassf6, whose product is annotated as Ras association domain family member 6. Bases 321 to 1373 code for a protein of 350 amino acids. Gene Ontology annotation, biological process: signal transduction. The transcript has 11 exons. The record is from RefSeq and is a predicted model, not a curated record. Lineage: Eukaryota; Metazoa; Chordata; Actinopteri; Istiophoriformes; Xiphiidae.